Aplysia californica (California sea hare) is the source of this 2676-nucleotide messenger RNA. RefSeq names its product dnaJ homolog subfamily C member 16. The coding region runs from base 3 to 2375 and encodes 790 amino acids. The transcript has 14 exons. NCBI's taxonomy places the organism in Eukaryota, Metazoa, Mollusca, Gastropoda, Aplysiida, Aplysiidae. The record is from RefSeq and is a predicted model, not a curated record.
UCAUGUGUUUAACGACUCAAAACAAAACGCUGAGUAAGGUCUCUGGUUAUUCAUUCUGGAACUUUACUUCAAUGAUGGCGAUCAAAUUCGCGUAUAGUUCUGUUGUGUUUAUCGUUUUUAUCUAUCUUACUGUUGCCUCUAAUGAAUUGUAUGAUAUUCUUGGUGUUCACAAGUCAGCCAGUAGCCAGGAAAUAAAAAAGGCGUAUAAAACUUUGGCGAGGGAAUGGCAUCCUGAUAAAAAUCAAGAUCCUUCUGCAACUGACAAAUUCACGAAAAUCAAUGAAGCUUAUGAGACACUGAGUGACCCCCAACGCCGGGCAGACUACGACAACUAUGGCUACACUUCGGCCCAAGAGCAGCAGAGGAACCCGCAUGCGCACCCUGGCAGGGGCUUUCAUCCGUUCGACGAUUUCUUCUCGGGGGGAUUUGGCUCCUUCCGUUUCGGUGGCAGAGAGAGUGUCAGCAUGGAGAAGUUCCUCAUCACUCUGCGCCAGUACGAGUCGAAAAUGCAUCCCAGAUCUCAUCAGAGUCCGUGCUUCAUCUAUGCGUUUUCUGACUUCUGCUUUGACUGUAUGCGCAUUGAGCCUGUGGUUUUCAAAUUCAUGACCGAACUGGAUGCUGUGGGUAUGUGCGUGGGUGCCGUUCACCUCCGGCGAAGCCCCGGCCUGGCCAGCCACCUGCGUCUGCACACGGCCCCGUACCUGCUGGCCGUGGUCUCGGGCCGGAUCACCUACUACAAGAACUCGGCCAUCAGCUUCCAUCUGCUCAGAGACUUUGUGAAAAAACUAUUUCCUGCCGGCACCCUGACCACUAUCACCGAUGACAACUUUGAAGAAUUUGUGUCGGGAUGGAAGGACAAUAGAGUGAGGGCCAUUUUCUUCAGCUCCAAAGAGGAACCCUCGAUGCGCUUCCUAGCGCCGGCGUUUGCCCACCGCGACCGCAUCGCCUCGGGCUACGUCUACACGGGCUCCGCUAACGUCCUCAAGCUGCUCCGGCAGUACAACGUUAACAAACACAGGGAGACCAUGCUCUUGUGGAACGAAAUCCCUCAUCAGACUCUGGCUUCUAUUUCAAUGCAGCAGUUGUCCCGGUCCACCAUCGACGAAGUCCUGGCCAGCAAUCGCUACCUGGCUCUCCCCCGUCUCUCGUCACAGUCGGUGUUUGAGGAAUUGUGUCCACAGGAGCCCAAAGUCAAGAAAAGGAGCUUGUGUGUGACUCUAAUUUGUAAGAAAUCAGAGUCGCACGAUGAGGCGCGCAUUUCCUUCAGGGAAUUUGCCCAGAACAGCCCGCUGGGAUCCGAACGGAUUCGGUUCACGUAUCUGUACGAAGACACGCAACAGAACUUUGUGAAAGCCCUCACCAAAGGAAACCAGACGCGCUCACAGACUAUCUUAGAGGUUGCUAUUUUGUGGCGCACAGACACGAGAAAGCUGAGCUAUGAGUUUGUGCCUCACGGCUGGAGUUUGGAUCCCCAGUAUUCCCCUCAGUCACGCCAGCAGCUGGAGAAGAGGCUCACGGAGCUGCUAAGAGGAGACGCUCUGCUCCCCUACAGGGCCACCGUGCCUGAGUUUUACAACGAGCACAUGCUGGGCCUGAUGACAAGAAUACUGUACCGACUGGUUGACUGGUAUGACAGGGUCUACUACUACUGCACGAGCUACGACGGCAUGACUUUGCUGACAGCGUUGGCGGCCAUCUCGUUUAUCGGCCUCCUCACGUUGAGCAUGAAGAAGCUGGCGGCCGACGAGAUGGAGCAGCUGAAGAAGGACAAAAUGGCCAGGAAAGCCCAGAAGAGACCUCCGUCGUGUUCGGCGGACAACCAGACCAUCCAUCUGUACGAGCUGCGCUACGACACCUUCCAGAACCUGGUAGCCGAGGCGGACACUGGCUUGACCGUCACUCUGCUGGUGGACGAGCACUCCAAGACCAAGCUGAUGAGGAAGUUUGCCGAGAUCAUGCAGCCGUUUUCAAGGUACAGUGCUCUGACCUUCGCCUUCCUGCAGCUAGAGUACUACCUGGACUGGUACCGUCACCUUCUGGAGCUGACGAUGGACUUCAAGGUGACCUUGGAGAACAUCAACAACCGCAACUGCAUCGGCAGCGUGCUGGCCAUCAACGGCUACCGCAAAUGCUACUACAUCUAUCACCCGAAGAGGGCUCGAAGGUGGAUGAGGAAGGAGCACGGCAAGAACAUCACCAAGGCCGUGGGGUUCGGAGACUCUGACUCUGACAGCGCCAGCGAUGGCGGAACGCGGGAGGAAAACGUUUUGUUUGAGGAAGAGCUCCUGGCCGGAUUGUCCAUCUGGAUGGAUCGGGUCUUUGAUGGCUCGGUGAAGAAAGUCCGACUUCCGUACUGGCCGGAGAUGAGCAAAUGAGAGUGGCAGGGAGGAGGAACGCCUUGGCACUUAUAGUAGGACCUGUUUGUGUUGCGAAUGCCGUAAAACUUUUACGGAAACUAAAAGAAAGGAGAGCUUGGACAGAGAUCUGUGUUGUUUCUGUGAUUUUUUUUUACGCUACUUUUUUUUCUUCUUCUUCGGCUGACUGUCGAUAUUAAUGAUGACUUAAACAACACGCAGGGCACAGCUCUGUUUGGGCGGUAGACACAGAUAAGAUAAGAUAAGAUAAGAUAAUACUUUAUUAUCCCAGAGGGAAAUUUUUCUUGGCUGUACAGGACCG